Molecule: messenger RNA, 3514 nt
Organism: Hemicordylus capensis (graceful crag lizard)
Lineage: Eukaryota; Metazoa; Chordata; Lepidosauria; Squamata; Cordylidae
Gene: MTPN
Product: myotrophin
Exons: 4
Coding region: 368-724 (118 amino acids)
Biological process (GO): regulation of barbed-end actin filament capping
Cellular component (GO): cytoplasm; nucleus
Molecular function (GO): protein binding
Source: RefSeq, a predicted model, not a curated record
GUACCGUUCGCAGCGCAUGCGCUGCGCGCUCCCCCCGCUUGCCUCACUUUUCAUUGGGGUGGGCGGAACCAGCGAGGCGGAAGCGGAAGUGGUGCGUGACGAGAGCCAAUGUAAAGACGAAUUCUUUAAUUUUUUUUUAAAGUAAAUGUUUAUUUAAUGUCCGUCGGGGGGUUUCCCAUUUCCUCCGUUUUUGCUAUUAGGGCGCGGGCACUGCCGGUGGUGAAGUAGCAACUACCGUAACCGCUGCCCCUUCCGGUGCAGCCAGCCACGCCCUCGUCCUCCACCUCCUCGCGUGCCCCAUCCGCACCUCCUCGCGUGUGCGCCGCCGGGCCCUCUCACCGUGUCUCCUGUCAGGGCGGCAGCCGCUAUGUCCGACAAGGAGUUCAUGUGGGCCCUCAAGAACGGGGACCUGGACGAGGUGAAGGACUACGUGGGCAAGGGUGAAGAUGUUAAUCGGACAUUGGAAGGUGGGAGGAAACCUCUUCAUUAUGCAGCGGAUUGUGGACAGCUUGAGAUCCUGGAGUUCCUUCUACUAAAAGGAGCUGAUAUUAAUGCUCCAGACAAACACAAUAUCACUCCUCUUCUUUCAGCAGUCUAUGAAGGCCAUGUCUCUUGUGUGAAGUUACUCCUUUCAAAGGGUGCUGAUAAGACUGUGAGAGGGCCAGAUGGACUAACUGCCUUUGAAGCCACUGACAAUCAGGCAAUCAAAGCUCUUCUCCAGUGACGGAUGGACUGAGAUCUAAUGUCUCUCCUGUGGCCUCACACUGCUGCCUGUCUGUCACUCUUUGUAUCUUCCAGCUUCUUCAGCUAAAUAUUGGGGAGGGAGGAAAAAAUCACAGUAAAUCAGACUAGUUAUGUACCUUGUAUCAAAAAAAGAGUACCUGCCUGGAGACAGUAGAAAUCCAUAUAACUAGUGUCUCCUUGGACUUUGUUCAGGGUACAGUCUUUUCCCAUUUCUAGCAAGAUUGAAGCUCUGCUGAGCAAGGGGAGAAGAAUGUUGUUUGAAAUGUGCCCUGUAAGUUUUCCUAGUCCGGGUACGACUUCUUGGUGUUUUUUUUUUUUAAAUGGAAGCUCUAUUCUGUACUUUCUAAUGUAUAAAGGCGAUGGUGGCCCAGUCAUGGUGGCCUAUACCAUCAUCUACCAGUCAAGGCAGUGGGAUAGCUUGUCUACAGCAGUAUCCCUGUGCCUUAAGUAGAUUUUGCAGUGUUGAAGGCUUCUGAAAUUUGUUCAUAAUUUCCCACUAUUUAAUCAUUUUGCUUGCUGCUUUGUUUUAACAAGGCGACAUAGUGAAGGCAGGACUUAACAGAUUCUGAGGGAUGAGUUACAUUAUGUCCCCCCCCACCCCACCCCGCCAUCCAAAAUUUUUAGUCAAGAACCAGUCAGAUUGGAUAAGGCUUAGAACUGGGGAAGAAAAAUGUUGCUCUUUAGAGGCUUGCAAUUGGAGCUGUCUUAAUGACCACAUAGUAAAAUAUGCUGGAACUAAGUGAUGGUUCCAAACCAGUUGGUGCUAGAGGAUGACUGCUUUUAGACUUAAAAUGUCUUUAAAAUCAUUAAACAGAAAUAACUCUGUUUAGUUUGAUUUCAUUCUUCUAGAGAAGACAGGAGCUGUUUUGCUCUAGCAUCAGCCUCACUACAUUGACCUUGUAAAGGCAUGCAUCUUCAAAAUGAAAUUUGAUUCACAGUUAUGGCAUUGGCGGGGGGCGGGGGGGGGGACGGACACAUUCAGCAGAUUGAACUGUCAGGUUCCAAAGGGAAGCACUGACAUUUCCUGCCCAAUAAAGGUAUCUUGUUUAUACAGAGCAUCUUCCCAAAGACUCUGCAAAGUAGCUUUUUAUGGACAUUAAGGCAUGGGCUUUACAAUAUGCUAGUGUUUUGUUGUUUUGAUGAUACCAGAAAAAACACUGAUACUGACUCAGAAAGUGAGUAAACUUUUGUAUCUUCUUAUAAAUCUUCCCAGUGAGACUUCUGCUGACUUCACAUAAAGGUGUGCAGUAUGUCUCAGUUGCAAUUCAGAUAACUCUGGUGUCUGCUUUUGUAUACACACUUCAUUGUAUUGGAUAUACAUCUUCAAAUUUGAAAGCAUUUUAUUUAAACUUUGAAUCAAGGAGAAAUUAUUUCACUAUAACAAUUUAAAAAGGAAUUAUGAAUGCAAUUUUUUUAGUCAGUGUGGAAGAGCAACCUAGUAUUGCCACUUAAAUUGUACUUUUUGUCCCUUACUGCUACUGAUACUACCCAUAAUAGUAAAACAAACUAUUCAGCAACCUCUGGGAACAAACUUGAUUCUCUAAAAGCAAAACCAUGUAUACUGUUUUUGUAAUUGUUGCAGGUCUCUAAUGUUAUAGAAAUAGCACACUCUUUGUAGCUGCAUCUUCACCUUUCUGUGUGACAGGGAAGAUGCAGCUAUGAUACUAAUCCAACAAAAAAAAAUGUUCAGGUGGUUUGCUUCUAAAAUUAUUAUUCCAGUGGUCACAGUGGGCAUAAUCCACUUCAAAUGUUUCAUGAAUUGGAGUGAAAGACAGUCAUUUUGAUUGAUCCAACAAAGGAGAAAUUAUAAUUGUACUUCAUAGCUAACUUUUACAAAAGUCUUUGUUUUUCUUCAAUCCUCCUUAUAUAGUAUAGGGUCAGUUUGAUUUCUUUCUAGAAAUUCUUUGAGGCAUUUGAAGCUCUGCAUACCAGUCUUUUUCAUAAUCACAUAGCUAUCUGAGUUUUCCCCUGAACACUUGAAAAUCUACAGAUAAAUUUAAUUACUGGUUAUGGUAGAAUACCUUCUAGCUGCUUGGCCAGAAUAGUUAGAAUAUACUUUCUCUUUAUUGAAGCCAAACAAGUACUUCUGCUUGUUUAAGGCUUUGUAAAAGGUCCAUUCACUGAUCUUGGCUUCCAAUUUAAGGAAUCAAACUAACUUUGGAUUUUUAACUUUGGAAUGUGCUAUUCAUAUCCAUCUGAAGAAAAAUAAUGGUGGCUACCAGUGUCUCCUACUGGUUCUUAGAUGGAGAAAAUCCUUGAUGUAAAUUCUGUUUCCAGAUAGGAGACUUCAGAGCAUUCAAAAUCAAAAGGCUAGAAAUCAGAACAUCACCACCAAUAACCUUCUUCUUAGAUUCCAGCUUAAAAUAAUGAAUUAUUGUCUUAAAGCUCUCCACUCCCCUUUGUAUAAGCAUUGCUUUCAUAACUUAGUUUUUGUUAUUUACUGCAGUACUAAAAUGGGUUAAUUGAUCAAUUAGAAGAAGCUGGUAAGAGUAAAAUGUCCUAGUUGAGCAGUUGCAGUGUUGCAUGCAAAAUCUCAAACUGAACAGUCUUAUAUUUUAUAAAUGGAGAAACAAUCAUAUCUUUCUACCCAAUGAUGGAAAAAAGUAAUGCUUUGCGCAUUUUGAUAUUUGACCUUUUUCCACAAUGUAACUAUUUUGGCACAGUUGAGUUUAUCAUUAUCAUGGUUCAUAGACAUCAGAAUGCUAAAUGAUACUGUGUUAAGUCUGUGUUGCAAGAAUGAAUGGAAUAAACUUGAAUUGUGUUAUAGAAA